CUGAACGCGCCAUCCCCCGAGCGCGCGGGGCCUCGAGGAUUUAAGCCCGGACUUUUAAGGGAGGCGCCCUCUUUUUCAAGGGGGCGUCCGGAGCGCGGCGUUGCAUCGAGGAACCUGGCUGCUAGAAAAAAUCCCAGCUGCCAUGGCCAGCAUGAAUGCCAGCGGAGACCACGUCACACAGGAGCUUUGGCUCUCUCACAACAAGAUGGUGAUGGAGGCCCUGGACAGCAAUGACCCCGAGGUCUACGAUAUCAUCAAAAAGGAGAAGCGGCGCCAGAGGCUUGGCCUGGAGCUGAUUGCGUCUGAAAACUUUGCCAGCCGAGCUGUGCUGGAGGCGCUGGGCUCCUGCCUGAACAACAAAUACUCGGAGGGCUAUCCGGGGCAAAGAUAUUACGGUGGGACGGAGUUUGUCGAUGAGUUGGAAAGACUUUGUCAGAAGAGAGCGCUGCAGGCCUUCGGGCUAGACCCACAGAAGUGGGGCGUCAAUGUCCAGCCCUACUCAGGGUCCCCUGCAAACUUUGCGGUGUACACUGCACUGGUACAGCCCCAUGGGAGGAUCAUGGGCUUGGACCUGCCUGACGGGGGUCACCUGACACACGGCUUCAUGACAGACAAGAAGAAAAUCUCCGCCACGUCCAUCUUCUUCGAAUCCAUGCCCUACAAGGUCAACCCAGAAACGGGCUAUAUCGACUACGAUCGACUGGAAGAAAAUGCCCGCCUGUUUCAUCCAAAGCUGAUCAUUGCAGGGGUCAGCUGCUACUCGCGGAAUUUGGACUAUGCUCGAAUGAGGAGGAUUGCAGAUGAAAACAGCGCGUACCUCAUGGCCGACAUGGCCCACAUCAGCGGCUUGGUGGCUGCUGGCGUGGUGCCCUCCCCCUUCCAGCACUGCGACAUCGUCUCCACCACCACCCAUAAAACCCUGCGAGGCUGCCGAGCUGGCAUGAUCUUCUACCGGAAGGGUCCCCACAGUGUGGAUCCCAAAACCGGGAAGGAGGUCCUGUACAACCUUGAAAGUCUCAUCAACCAAGCAGUCUUCCCUGGUCUCCAGGGCGGGCCUCACAAUCACGCGAUUGCAGGAAUUGCAGUCUCCUUGAAACAGGCCAUGACCCCCGAAUUCAAAGUGUACCAGCAGCAGGUGGUGGCCAACUGCAAGGCUUUGUCUACUGCUCUGACCAGCUUGGGAUACCACAUCGUCACUGGGGGUUCCGACAACCACCUGAUCCUCGUAGAUCUGCGCAACCGGUGCACAGACGGGGGACGAGCCGAACGGGUCCUGGAGCUGUGCUCCAUCGCGUGCAACAAGAACACCUGCCCAGGAGACAAAAGUGCUUUGCGCCCCAGUGGGCUGAGAUUAGGGACUCCGGCCCUCACCUCCCGAGGAUUCCUGGAAGAAGACUUCAAGAAAGUCGCCCACUUUAUUCACAAAGGUAUAGAACUCACCUUGCAGGUCCAGAAGGACAUGAGCCCCAAAGCCACCCUGAAAGAGUUUAAGGAGAAGCUGGUGACGGAGCAGAAGUACCAAGCGCUGUUGAAGUCCCUCAAGGAGGACGUGGAGGCCUUUGCGGAUAUCUUCCCGCUCCCGGGCUUGCCGGUUUUGUAAAGGGGCACCGAGCCACAUCUGGAAUGGCAGAUCCCCUCCCCAGCUGCCCUCUUGCAACGGGAGCACCGCUGCCCCUGUCUUUCCUUCCCCUUUGCCCGGCCUACAAGCAGGCUCUGCUUUUAUAAUUGGCUUCUUAAGCAAUUCCUUCCUCUGCCUUUUUAAAAAGAAAAAUACACUGGAAAGAUUACAGACCUGGGAAGGAAACAGAACAAAGUUCAGUGCUCACCCACCCCUGCCGCUGAAACGAUUAAUGACAUCUCAGCGUCCCCACUGGCGGUGCUGUUGGACAGGCCCUAAGAGAGCGGUUACCCUUUGCGGAGUGAAAUUCGAGACCAGUGAAUAAGAGAUCCACCCUUAGGAAAGAUAAAAUUUGUUUUAAAUGGGAGGGAGGCAGAGGUAAUACUCCAGCUUCCCUCAAAUCUGACUCAAAUCAAUGCCAAAAUCUCACAUUGAGCAGACCUGAAUUUUUAUGGGGUUGGGUAUUUUUGGCAUUGAAGCUGACCUUUUGAGGGAAAAAUCCAUUUUUAAUCUGAAUCAGCAGACAGAUGGCAUAAACAGUAGUUUUGAAAUGAAUUCUGCAGGGCCCCUUGGAAAGUUUUCAGAGUCCUUCCAGAUGGGGUUUUUCCAGCUUUUGCUUUUGCCACUAUUUUUACCUGUCAAGAAAAGGAGGAAAUAGCAGAACUGUGUAGAAGGUUUACUAUCUGGACCGCUUGCCAGGAAAAAAUAAAUCCGUGGAUAGUACAGGAAAAGCAUCACGUUCUCUUCUAGAGAAAUUCCAGGGAGAAGUUGGCCAUUUAGAGGGCGGGGAAAAAAACUUCUUCAAACUGUUUUGCAUUAAGUCACAGAAUUUAUUGCCACAAUUUAUAGGAAUGGCUAUGGUUUAAGCAGGAGACGGUCUUGCAUUCAAUGCCGCCUUGCAGUAUUUCCAGAAACCCUGUGGUUGAUCAUGGAGGAAACCAGGAAGCUAAACAACGCAGGGAAUUUUUGUCUCGCACACCUGAGUUUGUCCCAUGGUUUGCAUUUCCAGUUUCCAAAAAACAUGUGCCGUUCAAGGAAAGGGGCACUUUUAAUAACAAAUUUAGUAACAUGUUUGACACAGAUUCCUCUCCACUUGCCAUUAUCUUCCCAUCACCAACAGCUGCCUCCAUUGCACCAGACACACGAGCCCAAACAUACGGUCAGGACAGUUUUUACUAAGCACAAUAAAAUUAAGAAUUUUACCAUGAGUGCAAGGGUUAUAUAAGCUUUAAAAAAUACAACAAUAUAUAUAUAUAUAUAUUUGUAUUUCAAAAAUAUUUGCGCCCAAAUAAAUAAUUUCCUUUUUUUAAAUAUA
Messenger RNA from Candoia aspera, 2933 nucleotides. RefSeq names its product serine hydroxymethyltransferase 1 (gene SHMT1). Gene Ontology annotation, biological process: tetrahydrofolate interconversion; L-serine catabolic process; protein homotetramerization. Gene Ontology annotation, molecular function: mRNA 5'-UTR binding; pyridoxal phosphate binding; glycine hydroxymethyltransferase activity. NCBI's taxonomy places the organism in Eukaryota, Metazoa, Chordata, Lepidosauria, Squamata, Candoiidae. Gene Ontology annotation, cellular component: cytosol; nucleus; cytoplasm. The record is from RefSeq and is a predicted model, not a curated record. The transcript is spliced from 12 exons. The coding region runs from base 143 to 1600 and encodes 485 amino acids.